GUCACUGUGCGCGCGCCUAUGCAACAACUGGAUAACAAUAUUUGUAUGGCAGGAUUAAGUGGCGCACAUUGAAGCCAUGUAACAUCUGGGAGGGGCGUCAUUGCCGUGACAGCGUUGAGUCAGUUGGCUGUUUAAAACCGAGGGUCUUCAUCCGGCGCAGAAGGGAAACCUUUCUUCUGUCUGAGAGCAGGUCUGCUGAGAUGCGCAGGGCUCCGACACAGCGGAGGUCGCGAGGCUGCUGGUGAAUUACAAUUGGGAUACGAAGCCACCGCGAGCGAGGGGCUUUCUCUUUCUCUGCUCGUGUUUAACGAAUUACCGCUCGUUUAAUUCACUGAAGCUUUCUCCUGGGGAGGGUUCCGUCCUGUGGUCUCACGCAGGAAUGAUUUUCCUCGGCUUGGUUUUGCUACAGAGGACCACGGAGACCUCCGAAGGCAUCGGUCAUGCUCUCUGGGUUCAGCUUUAGACACCUGAACAGAGGUGCAGUGGCUCCCCCUGAUGGUACCUGGUGUAAUCUGAUCUAGGAGACACCCAUGCUUAUCUACUGCUGACUUGCCUGAAAUGCAACCAUUGCUUCUACACCUCAAGAAAACCCAUGGCUGAUACUGCAAGGUGAGGGCGUGGCUGGGAGCGUGAGUUGCAAAGUCCCCAGAAUUACAUCACAUGGAGGUCAAAGGACGUCUGAUCACAUCCAUGGGUUUGGGGGCUCCUGAUGUUCAAGGCUGCCAGGACAGCAAGCUGCAGGCUGAGAGGAUUGCAGCGCUGCAAGAGAGAAAGCAGGCCCUGGAGGCUCUGCUCCACACCAGAGUGGGAGAGCUCAAACAAGUCUGUCUGCAGGAAGCAGAGCUGACUGGGAAGUUGCCACGUGCUUUCCCCCUGGAGACAGGAGAGAAACCCCCACUGGUGCAGCGCAGAUCUGGCCUGGCGCCCAACACCAAGGCGGAGGAUGAGGCUGCCCAAAGAAAGCAGAUGAAAGCCAUCUUCACUGGUACUCUGUACAGACACUCUGAAUCAGAUCGAAAUGUCCCAAAUAGCAAGAGGACAGUUCAUCGGGGGUGUCACACAGAGGACACUGUCAUGUCAGAGAGUACAAGCUCCAUGUCAGAUUCAACAUCCCAUGACAAUGAGUCUUCUCCCAGUGUGGCCGCUGACCAGCGCUCUCUGUCUCAGCCGCGACUCACUGUGGGCAGCCCUGACCACAGAAUCAGCAGGAAGCUGUCUCCAGUCGAGAUUUACUACGAGAUGAGGACACGGCGCAACUCAGUCACAAGCUCUGUUAGCCCAACUCACUCUUUACCAAGAAGUGCAUCUAACGUUGAGGGUAGAAGUGUUCCAGCGACUCCUCUCUUGGCCCGAACUGCUCCAAUCAGUGUUCACGUCAGGUCGGAUGCGUCGGGUGGUAACGGACUGAAGCAGUGGUCUGGCAGCCUGGAUGUGCCCUAUAUGAUUCCACUGGCACAGGAGGGCUCUUCUUCUGACCGCCGAAGCUGCCCUUACAGCUCCCGGGCCAGGCGCAGUAACAGCUCCGAGGCCCUGCUGGAUAGGUCCAGCCUCCCUGAUGAUCCUGCUCCCAGAAACGGGAUGCCCCCCCGAGGAGGACCCUACAAGAGCUCAGAGACACUGACUGAUGGCAAACUGCGACACAUUCAUCUGGGCAGCCCUGAGAGACAUGUGGAUGGCUCUGUGGAGCAGGCCAAAAUGCGUCUGUCCAUGGGUGGCAGGGGGGCUGGUGGAGGCUACAAUGAGCUCUUGAUGGACUAUAUCUGGGGGAAACAGCAGAGGAUGCAAGUGCAGCAGCACCUGUACCAGUCCACAGGCAGGAUCUGGCAGGACAUGUCCUCUCCCCGCUCCUCCACUGCGGCUGUGCCUCCCCAUGCCAACGGCUUUUCCCAUUCCCAGGUGCACCUCCCCAGUGCUGCGCCUCCUUUCAGCCCCAUGGUCCUCAGAGGAUCUGAAGCUGAGCUGCGCAGGGUCAAAGUCACCAGAACCAAAUCUUGUGGACCCUUUAUUCCUUUGCAGCAACAUCCCCAGGAUGCCAUCCUGCUGUCAGCUUACGAGUCUCCUCUUCCGGCCUCUGGCACCACCACAUCCUCCAUCCCAAACCUGCACCCCUACCAAACCGAGUUAUCUGGCCCCUCCUUCAGCCGCAAACCCCCACAGUUCUCUCUCCCAACCCCAGAAGACUCAACGCGCAGCUUGCAUAAAGCCCUGGCUCUGGAAGGACUGAGGGACUGGUACCUGAGGAAUGCCCUUGGCUAUCCUCCUGCUGCCCCAAAGGGCCACGAGGCCGGGAUCUCUCGCCUCUCACACCCCCACCCGCUGGUGCACCAGGCCCAGUCAGUUCAAGGUGAACCAGCCAACCUCCACAGAUCUCAGAUACCCCAGUCAGCCAGCUUCCAUGGUCACCCGCUGCAUGGAAGGUCGAUGGAGUUCUCUCUAUAUCAGGAGACUCCUCAUCCACAGAUGCAAGAAGUGACCCCAAAGGAACCCAGUGCAGACCCAGGCACCCUAGUCUGAAGCAGCAGAACACACACACGUAUACACACACACACACACACACACACACACACACACACACACACACACACACACGCACAUGUUACAUUAUAUCAGCAAAAACACUGUAGCCUCACACACACAUUCCCUCAGACUCACACAGGCGCACACGUACACAGACAAGUUGAUACAAUGUGACCUCAACAACAAAGCAAAACAUGGCAACCUCAGCAGAAAGAGACUGGAAUAAAUGACAAACUGUAGCUGUACAGUGUGAAAAAGCCUUGGCUAGUUCCCCGUGUUAUAACUGAUCCCGCCAGUAUAUGAACUUCAAACUCAGUGUUCUCGUGUGGAUGUGCACUGGAGUUAACUAAUAACAAUAUGGUCAUGCUGUACUUAAUAUAUCAAUAUUUCUGGUCCAACACAAGCAGUAAAAUCCCUCCCAAUAACCCUGAAAAGUCUCCCAAGAUAUACUUUUUUACAGAAUAUAUACAACUCUAAAUCACUAUUUUGUAUCUUCUGAGAUAUAAAGAACAGUUAUAUUAAAGAGGUAAUUUAUUUCUCAUUAGUUAUGUGAUAUACAAAGAUGUUAUAUGAGCUCACGUCCUUUGAAAAGUAUUAAUACAUGCCGGUGAAUGUGUGUUUGUAAACUAUAUAAAACGCAAAAACAUGCUUCAGUCUUCAUCUGCUGUUAAUUUCACAGCCAUUUGUAUUUUUCAUCUUUAACAAACGAACUUGCCAUGAACUGUAGCAUAGUGGUGUAGCGGACGGGAGUGCCUAAAGUUUUAAUAUCAAAACUAAACCUUGGUUAGAAACCUUUAAAGUGCUAUCUAAUAAUCUGAAAUGCUAGCAUUAAGCCUUUGUGAGCUUGGUGUAAUCAAAAACUGAAAGCAGUUCAUGAUGUCACUAAAUUAGGUUAUUUGGAAUGAUGUCAUAUAUAUUGUGAUUUUUUUUUUUUUUCCUUUUUUUAUCAAGAUUCAGCUCGGUGCUGGCUGAUAAAUGUAGCUUUCUCUUUGCUGACGUUGACAGAAUAAUUAGACUGAUUCUAGGACAAAUCUGAGGGCUGUUGAGACCUACUGUAGGGUAGUAGCACAUGACUGUAUGACAAAAAUAUACUGUGCAGGAUUUGAGUGUCAUAUGGAGCACUUUAUGAACAUCUUAAGCCUUAAUUCCCUAUAAAAUUGUCUCGAAGAGAGAUGACAGGCAGGCAGGUUUGACAGGUUUUCUAAUUGGGGGAAGAGUUAAGGAAAAGUGAGUUUCGUCAACCUCUACUGAAGGUCUUUCUGAGUGUUAGUCUGUAUAUAGUGUGGACUGUACUGGUGAGUUUCAAACUAAUAUUUUAUUCCCGUACUAACAAUGUAAUUUUUAAACUAACGACAUACUAAGUAUUUAAUCAGAAUAAUCUCCCCCACUCAUUCCGCCCCCAAGUGAGCACUAUUUAAUUGGUUGUAAAAAGUGAGGUUGGUGGUGUGAACAGAAUAGGGCUGCUGCAGUUUUGAAUGAUGAUGGUGUGAGCAGGUCUCAUACCAGUAAAUUUGUUAAUGAGAUUCAUGCUGGCUGAUUUUUGUAUUUGUAAUGAUUUCAACUCAUUUCAUGUGCUUGCUUAUGUGUUGUUUAAAAAAAAAACUUUUUCUUUAAACUGGACUAGUUAUGUGUCAUAAUAUAUUUCCAAGUUUGUCUCAACAGCAUUCUGCAAUGUAAACUUCAGAAAAAAUUACAAUAUUACAUGACAUCCUCAAGGAAGCUGAAAGUAUUUGUCUUAGUGUUAAACAGAAGUUAACAUAAUUUUUUUUUUCCAUCUCUGGACUCAUUUGAAUGUAAUUCUUUACGUUUGUCAUAAGUGAUAUUGUUUUCUACUCUGUUAGCGAACUGUAGCACACCGAAUGUUACCUGGUUUCUUCUGCUGUCUGAUGUGUUCACAUCCUCUCAGUAUCCAGCUUCAUACAGCUUCUUCCAGCUGGUUUAAACCUGAAAUCAAAGACCAAACUGCUGUGCACUGGGGGUCGUAAAUGUAUUUUUCAUAUAAUGUACUCUGUAAGUUGAAGGUAAAUUAUAUAAAUUUAGCUCUGAAGAAAAUUUAUUCAAACUAUAUUAUAUUUAUGAACCUAUAACAUUUUGUAGCUAUCUACUGUAGCUCUUUCUCAUCAGUGCGGGAAUUGGUAAUGUGUGUUCAAAAAUUUCAUUCAGCAGUGUGACGUGUUAAUAUUUGAUUCUUCUUUUUUUUUUUUUUUUUUUUUUUUUAGAUAUUUAAGUGCAGCUGUUUUCUCUAUUCCUCUCUUUAUAACCAGGCCUAUGAAAUAAGACUUAUAGGCCCGCCCUAUACUGUAUGUAUGAGAUUGUGCAUUCAUUCUACUAAAUAAAGUGUCAUGUUGAAAUCAACACAAUGUGUCAGACUUGUAAGACAUACAGUAACAGUGGCUGUAGUGAAGUUUUGCUGAAGAAAAAAAGUUGUUUCUUUGUUUGUGUUUCUUUAUUUUUUUUAGUCCAUUGUUAUUUUCGUAAAUAAAAAAAUGUAAAUGUUAAA
Molecule: messenger RNA, 5017 nt
Organism: Dicentrarchus labrax (European seabass)
Lineage: Eukaryota; Metazoa; Chordata; Actinopteri; Moronidae
Gene: ccdc120b
Product: coiled-coil domain containing 120b
Exons: 11
Coding region: 661-2514 (617 amino acids)
Source: RefSeq, a predicted model, not a curated record